GCACAGCUAAGAAAGAAAAAAAUGUGUGCAGCUUAGUUAUUUGGACCACAACUGCUGGGAAUGAAAAAACAAUAAAAAUUGUAUGGUUGUUUGCAACAGAGUGAUAAGGUAAAACAAAGAUUAGGAGUUAGGCAGCUAUGUAAAACCUUAUUCCUUAUUGCAAUGUUUUAAUAUACAGGCAGUAAUUGAGCAUAUUCCCUAUGGCUGCCACAUGUGUCUGGGUAGUCACUGUGAGAAAGUAAAUGCAGCAGGGAUAUGCUCAGAUAAACCUGAGAUUUUACCAUUAAUGAAGGAAAAAAUAAAUAAGCAAGGAAAAAAUGGUACUAUGAUCAUAGAAAAAAAAUAAGCAAUUGCUAUUGUGUACAGAGUUAUGGUAAAACAGCAGGAUAUGAGGGAAUGAAAAUAAAAGUCACAGAAAAAUAACAGCAGCAACUGAGAUACUAAUCUUAGAGUAUAGCAGCAAAGUAAAAUACAGAGACUGGCUUACCCCUAACAGGACUGUUAUAAUGAUAGUUGCAAACACCGGGUUGUAAUGGCGACUUGCCAGAGGGAGCAGGGAAGCUCAGUAGCAGCUGGCUGAUGACGUCACAGCAUGAGGAAGUGGAGCUCAGUGAAACUUGAAUCCUAAGGCCGGUGAGCUGCAGGGGAAACUGAGUUAGAGGUAAAGGUAUGAAUGAGGCUUUUGAAAUAGCUGAAUCUUCUUGAGGGAGAAGCAGGCAGGAAGGAGAGGAUGACAACAAAAAUCCAGCUAGCAGGUGUAGAGGAAUCCAACAAACAGAAGUAGUAAGAGUACAAGUGGAAAACAGAGAUGUAAUGCCAGUAAACAAGGUUUCCCCGGUUUCUCAGGAAUAUGACAGAAUUUCAGUAUCCACGGGAUGGAGUUCAGGAAGGUCUCUGUAUGAGUAUCGUGAUAAAGAUAGCAGAUCAUGCCCUACACGAAGAUGCUUCUGCAUCACAUGCGUGGUGCUUCUGAUCCUGGGACUAAUUGCUACUGUUCUCACUGUAGGAAUAUUAUAUGGAAUACCAACAGGACUAGAUUCCUUUACUCGCCAGUGUAAAACAGCUUCAAACAAAACUGGCUUCCUCUGUGAUGACAGAGUUAUGUGUAUUGCUGCAUCAAAACUUUGUGAUGGGAAAGUGGACUGUGGAAAUGGAGAAGAUGAAGCUGCUCAAUACUGCGGAAAUUUGCCCAACAGCCUUCCAGAAAACCUAGUCUUCAAAUGUGCAAACAAAAGAUCUUGGACAUAUACUGAUAAGCUGUGUGACACUAGAAAUGACUGCGGGGACUGUUCAGAUGAAGCAGCUCUACGUUGUCCUGUUUGUUCUGGCUGGAGGUGCAACACAGUCUUCUUUGCUGAUUGCGAUUGCAUACCUAAAUCUCGUUGUCGUGAUAAUGUUCAGGACUGUACAGACUGGAGUGAUGAAAAAUCUUGCUGAAGGCAUAUUAAAUACUUUAUUUCUGGUUCUAAUUAAUGUGUAAUCUACCAAUAUCUAUUUCUUGGAGAUUGAUAUGUACAGAGAGAACUAUAGAUAUACAAAAUAUACACAAAAUUAGCGAAUAAAAUUGAUGCUUUAUUUUUUUAAA
This is a messenger RNA of Bombina bombina (fire-bellied toad), 1585 nucleotides long. RefSeq names its product low-density lipoprotein receptor class A domain-containing protein 1. The coding region runs from base 814 to 1437 and encodes 207 amino acids. NCBI's taxonomy places the organism in Eukaryota, Metazoa, Chordata, Amphibia, Anura, Bombinatoridae. The record is from RefSeq and is a predicted model, not a curated record. Gene Ontology annotation, molecular function: protein binding. The transcript is spliced from 7 exons.